This is a messenger RNA of Solenopsis invicta (red fire ant), 2543 nucleotides long. Its product is annotated as putative nuclease HARBI1. The coding region runs from base 1249 to 2469 and encodes 406 amino acids. The transcript has 4 exons. Lineage: Eukaryota; Metazoa; Arthropoda; Insecta; Hymenoptera; Formicidae. The record is from RefSeq and is a predicted model, not a curated record.
CAAUCAGUACGAUCUGUCGCUGCUGUUCUAUUGCCCAUAAAAUGUCAUCUUAAGUUGUAAUUAGACGGAGAAAAACGUAGAAAUUAUGCGUAACAAGUUUCUACGCAUAAUUAAUGAUUUCUAUGUCUUAGUAUGCUUAUCUACAACAAAUAAAAAAACUGUCCGAAACCGCGCAUUUUCUCGUGAAUAGUUGCAAUUUUAGCGUACUUUGGCAUUAAGUUAAUUGCAUCUCUAACUUAGUUGUAGUUUCCGCGGAUUUUUUGUCGUAGUUAGUUGUAGUUUGGCGGAGUUGUUAAAAAUGUUUGAGUAUUUUUUACACUCAUCUACAAACAAUUAUUAAGAAAGUUUUCGAAAUCGCGCAUUUUUUGUGAUUAGUUGUAAUCUUAGCAUUGUUUAGCAUUAAAACUUCUUAUUUUCAUGUAGAAUCUCUACUUUACUUGUAGUUUCCGCGUAUUUUUUUUCGUAAUUGGUAGUAGUUUGGCACAGUUGUUGCAUAAAAAGUUGGAGAAUUAUUUCCGCCAGGGGAUAUCCUGAGUAUCAUCCCAUUUUGAUACUGAUCAUACUACGAUCAUCCGUAUCAGCUUAGAAUCAUCCUCAGGAUAUCGCUUUUCAGAAUAUCCACGUACGUAUAUGCACAGGAUUGACGUAGGAUAUACAAUUAAUACGCUUUUAUCCGCGCGUAUGGUCGAAUACAUAAGAAAUAAAAAAAAAGAUAGAUAUUAAUUUUCUUGUAAAAUUUAUGAUUUAAUAUAUGUUUUUAAAAUAAUAUUACUUGAGAUACUCUAAACUGAGCUGCGUUCAGAAUGAACGUCUAGGUGCACCCAGACAUCAUUCUAUCCUUGUUUAAUGUUCGGUAAACAACAAAGAUAAAACGACAUCUGGGCGCACCCGGACGUUUAUUCUGAACGCACUCAUGCGCUCGAUCUUAGCGCCGUCUGCUACGUUUCCUGUUCUGGUUUCUUCUUGCUUAACUCUUAACCGCGUGAACGGCUUUUGAUCCGUGAUCCGAGCUAAUGUAAUCAAGUUCAAUCAAGUGGAUUGAGUGCUUUUUCAUGUGCUAUAAAUAAUCGUUGUAAUUUUUUAUUGCUUUCGUGCAUAGAUUCUCUUUGGCUGCGUUCCGUUUCGCGCAUAGCACGCAUUGUUCGCAUAACAUAUGCUUAGCGCAUUGGAUACGUUUCGUUUCAAUAUGCGCACUAUGUACGCUUUGAAAUGGAACGAUGUUAAACGCAUUAGAAGCGUGAAAUCAAAAUGGAUUCCACAACAAUAAAUUGCGCUAUCACUAUUGUGACAAAGUUUUUAAUUGAUGACAUUAAUGAAAGUGACAUCGAAUCGUCUAGUUGCAGUUUUGACGACUACUAUAGUGGCGAAGAAUAUGAGAACGUUUUGAAUAUCGAUUACGAAUUGGAAAUUUUAUAUUUAAUUUUAAUGGUGGGUGAAACACGAGGAGAAACGGUUGUAAAAGAAAAAAUAACAGAUUUUGUUGAAAGAGUUAUUCCUGGAUACACAAGGCACAUAUUCAAAGAACAUUUUCGAAUGUUUCCGGAAACAUUCGAAGAGGUGUUACAAUUAAUCGGGCCAGGACUAAAAGCCAUAAAUGCAUUGCCUGGAAGAAAACCAAUCUCUGCCGAAAAGCAACUCCUGAUUGCAAUUUGGUUUAUGUCUACUCCUGACUCUUAUAGGUCAGUAUCAACGAAAUUCGGAGUUGGAAAAGCAACUGCAUUUAGAGCAUUAAGACGAGUAACGUAUGCUCUACAUUGUAUUGCUCCUCAGUUUAUUCAAUGGCCCAAAGGUGCAAUUGCUACAAAUGUAAUGAGGAAAUUUGAACAAGUUUGUGGUUUUCCUAACGUGAUAGGUUGUAUUGAUGGAACUCAUAUAAAGAUUCGUGCUCCAAAAGAAGAUCCAGUCUCAUACAUAAACAGGAAAGGUUUCCACUCAAUUAAUGUACAAGUUGUCUGUGAGUCGCGUGGACUAUUUACUCAUUGUUAUGCCGGACAUGUAGGCUCUGUACAUGAUGCAAGAGUUUUUCGGAACUCACCAGUGGCAGAUUUUCUUCAAUUACCUGAAACCUAUUUUCCUGAUAAUUCACACAUUAUUGGAGAUGCUGCGUAUAGUAUCCAUCCACAUUGUAUGGUACCUUUUAGAGACAAUGGUCAUCUGACAAAUGCGCAAAAAAAUUUCAAUUAUUGUCUAUCAUCUACGCGAAUGACAAUUGAACGCGCAAUAGGUCAUCUCAAAGUUCGUUUUAGAAUUCUCUUAGAUUGUUUACCUUUAACAAAUAUAAGAAAAAUUUCAGAAUUUAUUUUAGCCUGUUGUGUAUUGCACAACAUUUGUAUUUUGAAAAACGAUAUAAUUGAACUGGGUAUAUAUCCAAAUGAAGAAGAAGUGAGACCUAUUUUACAUGAUAACACAGUUGAGUUAGGAAAUGCUAAAAGAACGGUAAUUAUGAAUACUUUACCAAGGAAAAUAUAAUAUUAAAGCGUAACUCGACAUCAUGUGUAUAAAAAUAAAAAUGCAUAUAUUAUGUAAUAAACAAAUUAAACGUU